GAUCCAAAUAGAUGUGACCACGCCCAUCUUCGAACUGCUGAACCAUCAUGCAGUUCACUUACUUCCGUUCCCACAAUGCUGUGCUUUGAAUCAUGGACCAGAAUGACAAUGACUUACAAGGUACAGAUGGAUCUGUAUCAUUGGGUGGACCCGAUGUGCGCAGAAGGAUUCCCCUGAAACUUAUUUCAAAGCAGACCAACAGAAGCAAGCCGCCUCCUCGCCCUCAAAGAAACAUGAAUCGAGUAGCUUCUAAACAGCAAAAUGCAGAUAAUGUGAUCCCUCGCUAUAUUGCACUUCGACUUUCGGCUGCCUUCCAGCAGCAGAACAAUAAGUUUGCAUCAAGUACCGCAAUGCUUGACAUACAUGAGCAGUACCACUUAAUUACUUUCAUUUCCCUAACUAAAUCUAAGGACAGUUCUUCUCUUUAUAGUUGCAAUGAUCCUGUCCAGCGCAUUGAACAGUGUCUUCGUGGAUCUCUAUUUAUGUGCAGCAUUGUGCAAGGCUGCAAGCGGACAUACUUAUCUCAGAGGGAUUUACAGGCACACAUCAACCAUCGUCACAUGAGAGGUGGAAAGCCAGUUACUGGACGCCCUCAAGGUGAUCCCAUUCACAUGCCAGCUAUAACUGGACCACCACCUCCUUCAGAAAUGACUGAGCGUUUCCUGAUGCCUCCGGAUAAGCACCACCUCCCUCAUAUUGGAGGUCCUAAACCACAUGUUCUUAUUCCUCCACCUCCAUUGCAACAUGUGGGUCAUGAGCACUACAGCCAGCCUCAUGAAGACCACCGGGCAACGCAGCCUCCACCCCAGUCUGCUGAUAUGAGUUCUUUGGGUCCCCCUCGCUCUGUGGGACAAGAAACUUUUCGUAUCUCCACAGUUACAACUCGUAAGCACAGCAAUCUCAUUACAGUCCCAAUCCAGGAUGACUCUGCAGGAUCUAGUACCAGUGGUGGACGUGAACCGCCACCCCCAGGCCCUGGCCCUGGCCCAGCCCCUCAUCAUCAUCCCAGCGAAUACCAGAAUCAGCCAGUGGUCUCACAUCCUCAUCAUAUGAUGCCCCCGCAGCAGCACUAUGGCCCACCCCCUCCCCCCCCUCCUCCAAUAAGCCACCCAAUGCAGCACCCUCCACAGGCUUCGGGGACUCCUCACAUGGUUUAUAACCCAGCUCCACCACCUCCCAUGACCUCUGCACCUCCACCCAUAACACCACCACCUGGACACUUAAUUGCCCAGUUGCCUCCAUACAUGAGCCAUCCUCCACCUGGUCCUCCGCCUCCUCAGCAUGGUGGCCCACCUGUUAGUGCACCUCCUCCCCAUCAUUAUAACCCUGGCUCACUUCAGCAGUUCUCUGAAGAACAAGGAACUCUUAGCCCACCUUUCAAUCAGCCUGGUGGACUUAGUCCUGGUAUUUGGCCAGCUCCAAGGGGACCACCACCUCCAAGAAUGCAAGGUCCACCACCUCAGGGCCAGAUGCCGGGACCUCAUCAUCCAGAUCAGUCUAGAUAUCGACCAUACUACCAGUAAUGUCCUAAUGGAGAGCAUUUGGAAAAAGUUAGACUUUUUGUUUGUGCAUUUCACUUGCAUAGGUUGAAUGCAGUGUCAUUAAAGAACCUGUUUUAAUUACCUUUUUUUAGCCAGUGGUUUGGGUGCUUACCAGAACUCUUAAAACUGUAACCUGGAAACCAAAAUACUUUUAAUAAUUGAAACAAAGUAUGUUUGAUUAAUGAAAUGUAUAAUCCUUAUUUGAAAAUGACAUUAAAACAAACUUGUCCUUCUGCUUGGGAUUGAAUUGUGUAAAUAACCUGGAUCAAACAUUCUGCAUUUGGUUUUCUUAGAAUUCAUGCGGAGGAAUUGGUUAAAUUUAAUUGUUUUGUUUUCUUAUGCUGUAACAACUAAAAUAAAUAAAUACAUUUUAAAAAUGUAA
Molecule: messenger RNA, 1923 nt
Organism: Polypterus senegalus (gray bichir)
Lineage: Eukaryota; Metazoa; Chordata; Cladistia; Polypteriformes; Polypteridae
Gene: cbll1
Product: Cbl proto-oncogene-like 1, E3 ubiquitin protein ligase
Exons: 5
Coding region: 93-1523 (476 amino acids)
Biological process (GO): protein ubiquitination; regulation of cell adhesion
Molecular function (GO): ubiquitin protein ligase activity
Source: RefSeq, a predicted model, not a curated record